CCUUUACCGCAGCAACCGUCUACCAGCUACCAGGAGCGUUUGCGACGCCUCUAACCAUGUCGGAACAAAGCGUCGAAACGUCUGGUGACCGGCUACCAACUCAACCCGCAGCCGAGGAUGAUGAAAGGGCGCUUCGGGUCUCGCAACUCGAUGCCGACGAGCUGGAUACGGGUCUCGUCCAGAUGUUGGCGGGAAAGAUCACUCAGGCGUUAUCGACUUUCUCUCCGUCAGCCGAAUCGCGGUUCACGCCAGAGAUCAUGCUCUUACUCAAACUGCUGCUAUACGGGCUAGCCAUCCGGAAUCGUAAAGGGAGAGCUACUCCGGGUCAAAAGCUACAGAACCUCAAAUACACAGAUACUCCUACACCUCUAUUCCGCCUAGCAAACCCUUACAUCACCCUCCCCCUCCUCUCAACGAUCCCCUCUUACCUGCUCGAACGCCUUCACACUCAUACCCUCAACUCUCGCUAUCCGGAAUAUCCACGAGGGAGCCUUCAACGUCGAUGGUGGAUUCUGUUAGAGCGAUUCAAGUCGGUGGGGAAGGGGAUGGAAUUGAUCGGGUUCUUGCUUUUUCUGGUGGACGGCAAGUACCCACAUCUGGCGGGAAGAGUCAGCGGAGUGAGGAUGAUACCGGAUCAACCGUUAGGGUCCAUAACAAGGCAGAUCAGCUACGAGUUCAUGAACCGACAACUGGUUUGGUCUGGGUUUACCGAAUUCUUGAUCUUCAUGCUACCACUCCUCCGGGGCCACUCGAGAUCCCUCGGGGCUUUCGCCCAAGGCUUUAGUAGCAGCGUUAGAAAGACGAUAGCUUUCUUGACCUCGAAACAUGAGGAGACCAAGUACGAGCCAGCCCCUCUCCUCCAAUCGCAAUCACUAUCACAAGGAGACGGCGGCUCCUCGAGCCCAAAAGGCAAUCUCGGCCACACUUUCGGUACGAAGACCGGUCGACGGAAACGCGAACGAGAGCGACUCAAGGGGCCUUAUUGGACUCUAAGUCGGAAUACGUGUGCGAUCUGUCAUCAUCGACUUCGAGAUACGCUCGAUGCCCAGUUGGGAUUGCCCGCUAUUCAGCCGGCCGGCGAGGGAUUUUCAACAGGGAUUGGCAGAUUGACCGGCGAGACGAUCGAUCCGGAGGAUCAGGAGAGAAAUUACGAUGGCGAUGACAAUGAAGAGACGAGGAUCCAUAUACCAGCGCAGACGAAUUGCGAGGAUGAGUGCAGGUAUUGCUUUUAUUGCAUUUCCGAGGCGUUGACGCUGCGAGCGAAGCAAGCACAAACUGCGCAGGAGGAGAGGGGGAGACGGAAAGGGCGUCAGGACAAGCAGACGGUGGAGAAGGAUGGACCGGGUGCGAGUGAGAUAGUCAAGGGAUGGGACUGUCUGCGAUGUGGAGGAGAGGUGUGGAGUUGUAUGAGGCUAGCGACAUGACAUGCUAUCGAGGCGGCCGGACCGGAUACGCGUCGCCCCCUCUCUCGAUUGCUGUGUGUGUGCUGUCGUCAUACCGUCGCAUCACCUCCGACGGGGACGUUCACCCUCACAGCAAUUAGCGAGUACUCCUGAUAGCUGGC
Molecule: messenger RNA, 1564 nt
Organism: Filobasidium floriforme
Lineage: Eukaryota; Fungi; Basidiomycota; Tremellomycetes; Filobasidiales; Filobasidiaceae
Product: Pex12 amino terminal region-domain-containing protein
Exons: 5
Coding region: 57-1424 (455 amino acids)
Biological process (GO): protein import into peroxisome matrix
Cellular component (GO): peroxisomal membrane
Molecular function (GO): zinc ion binding
Source: RefSeq, a predicted model, not a curated record